Dreissena polymorpha is the source of this 3951-nucleotide messenger RNA. RefSeq names its product GRIP and coiled-coil domain-containing protein-like. The coding region runs from base 35 to 1909 and encodes 624 amino acids. The transcript is spliced from 5 exons. The record is from RefSeq and is a predicted model, not a curated record. Lineage: Eukaryota; Metazoa; Mollusca; Bivalvia; Myida; Dreissenidae.
UGCAUUGAACAACAUACACGGCAACUACAAAAAAAUGGGGAAGUCAGGAUGUUUACCGCCCGGCAGCUGUCGGUGGAUCGUACAGUUCAAGAAGUCAAUGAAUGCCAGGAUGGCGAAAUUCCGGAAUGACUUUCGGAAGAAGUUUUUUCGCGACAACAAGCAUCUGGGAACCCUGAGUGCCGACAAACUCCUCAACGAGACGGGAACCAGUGAUAUGGAAAUCACGAAAACGACGUCCAAGCCUUCAGCGAACAGUACUGUCUCUCAAAAGAAGGAAUCCAAGGCCCUUAACCUUAUCAAGGAGUCCACAGAAAACUUGACGAAGAGACACAAUGUCGACACUACCGGCGGACACGUUAUCAAGGAUACCAAUACCACCAAAGAACAUGUUGUCAUUGAUACCGACAGCAAAAACGAAGACGUUAUCAUUGAUACCGACACCACCAAUGAACAUUUUGUCAUUGAUACCGACACCACCAACGAACACGUUGUCAUUAAUACCGACACCGACAACGAACACGUUGUGAUUGCUACCGACACCACCAACGAACAAGUUGUCAUUGAUACCGACACCACGAACGAAUGCGUUGCCAUGGAUACCGAAACCACCAAUGAACACGUUGCCAUUGAUACCGACACCUCCAAAGUGCACGUUGUCAUUGAUACCGACAUCAACAACGAAGAUGUAAUCCUUUAUACCGACACGACCAACGGACACGUUGUUAUUGAUACCGACACCAACGAACACGUUGUCAACGAUACCGACAUCAUCAACGAACACGUGGUCAUUGAUACCGACACGACCAACGGACACGUUGUCAUUGAUACCGACACCACCAACGAAAACGUUGUUAUUGAUGCCGACAUCACCAAAGAAAACGUUGUCAUUGAAACCGACACGUCCAACGAACACGUUGUCAUUGAUACCGACACCACCAACGAAUACGUGAUCAUUGAUACCGACACGACCAACGGACACGUUGUCAUUGAUACCGACACCACCAACGAACACGUUGUGAUUGCUACCGACACCACCAACGAAAACGUUGUCAUUGAAACCGACACGACCAACGAACACGUUGUCAUUUAUACCGACACCACCACCGAAAACGUUGUCAUUGAUGCCGAAACCACCAACGAAAACGUUGUCAUUGAAACCGACACGUCGAAUGAACACGUUGUCAUUGAUACCGACACCACCAACGAACACGUUGUGAUUGCUACCGACAGCACCAACGAAAACGUUGUCAUUGAAACCGACACGACCAACGAACACGUUGUCAUUGAUACCGACACCACCAAUGAAAACGUUGUCAUUGAUACCGACACCACCAACGAAAACGUUGUCAUUGAAACCGACACGUCCAACGAACACGUUGUCAUUGAUACCGACACCACCAACGAAUACGUGGUCAUUGAUACCGACACGACCAACGGACACGUUGUCAUUGAUACCGACACCACCAACGAACACGUUGUGAUUGCUACCGACACCACCAACGAAAACGUUGUCAUUGAAACCGACACGACCAACGAACACGUUGUCAUUUAUAUCGACACCACCAACGGUCACGUGGUCAUUGAUACCGACAACACCAACGAAUACAACGCCAUCACCGUCUUUGAGGCGUCUACCGAGAUCGUCCUGAAGGAACACGACGGCAAUGUCGAAACCACCGUCGAACACGUUGUCAAGGACACAGGCAGCGUUCCCGUAUCGUCCAGCGUUUUAAGCGCGCUCGCCGAUGGCGCAGUGAAGUCAAGUCUGUACGAGAUUGACGACGUCAACAAAUCCGCUGUGGUCCCCCGGUCCGCCGGAAAGGCUCGCAAAACACGAAAGACUCUGAACUUCUUCCUAAGGAUGUUUGGGCUGCAAGGUUGGAGCUGUUUCUGCGACGUUGUCAUGUAGAGGAAACUUAAGCCAUAGUCUCAUAUAAGCACGGAUGCUAAGGUGGACUGGUGCAUUUUUGAGCGUCGACUGUAUUCCAAAGACCAUCAACCGGAGAAAUAACUUUUUAUAACUUGUAGGUUUAUUUUACAUGAUUCCAUUUCUGCAAUUUUCACUUUAUCAUUAUCCCUCAGCACAUAAUAUUGAACACAUUAUUAUCUAUGAUAUUCGCGUCUUAAAUUUCAUCAAAUAUUAGUCCACAUGACAUUGUUAAUACUUAUAACUAAUCUUCAUGAAAAUGACAUGUCCAUAGAAUAUAUCUUUCAAUGACAAUGUUCAUGUCAUGUCGUCUGCCAGGACAUAGAUCCGGCUUCAGAGCUGAUGUAGGCCGGACGAUAUUAGCGUUGGUGCUUUGCUUCCAUUGUGAUUGCGCUCGAAUAAAGCUUCGACGCCCUAUCCAUGAGCGGGUUGUCGUUUCGCCAUUGUCCUGGUUUGGUGUUGUGAUAAUUGUCCACCUGGUCAGUUUGAUGCUCAUUCUCAGUUCCAUAGCGCAGUCUCAAAAGAUUCGGGACGCAAAUGGAAGGCAGCACAAUUUACGUCAUCGCCUCUGGAGAAUGCAGAAGUGUGUGUAGACAUCGAAAGCGAUUAACAUGAAUCCCAAACACGUUUUCAACAAUCCGUCGCCCCUUUGGAAAGUCGGUAGUUGAAAACUAUUUGGGAAUGUGCCAUGUUUUUGUUAGAAAAAGGUUUAACGGACCACUUCUUCCAGGCAAAUGCGCCAUUCGCAGCCAUGUAGAACGCAUUGAUGUGUCGUCGAUGGCAAAUUUUUCAAGAUUAGAUAGGCACACCGAUCCCUUGUCGAUAGUUUGCAUCAGGUCACUGUCGUUGAGCGCUUUAGCACCACUGACUGAUUGAUUACUGCCUACUUCCACUUAAAUGAACUUGUAGUCGGCGUCACCCAACGCCAUAUAGUUGAAUGGAAUGGUAACCUUUGUAGUUGUAGUGCAAGAGGCGUGAUGGUUCCAUGAACUACAACAGCAAUGGCAAACAUUACAUUACCCUGAUAGCCUUGACCGACGCCGACUACAAGUUCAUUUGGUUGGAAGAGGGCAACAGCAAAUCAGCCGUGGUGCUAAAAUGUUCAACAACAGCGAGCUGAAGAAAACCAUAGACAAGGGAGUGUUAUGCUUUCCUGAUCCUGAAAAUUUGCCGAAAGACGACUCAUCAAUCCGUUUCUACAUGUCUGCGGUAGACGCAUUCGCAUGGAAGAAUGGGCCCGUAAAACAUUUAACUUUGAAAUACAUGUCACAUUCCGAGAGAGUCUUCAACUAUCGGCUGUUCAAUGGGGCGACGGAUUGUGGAAAUUGUGUUUGGGAUUCUUGGCCAUCGCUUUCGAUGUCUACACACACUUCUGCAGUCUCCAGAUGAGGUGACAUCUAUGGUACUGUCUUGCAUCUGCGUACCGAAUCUCUUGAGACUGUGCGAUGGAAAUAAGAAUGUGAGUGUAGCUGACCAGGAUGACAACAAUACCAACAUCAUACCAGGACAAUGACGAAACGUUAACCCGCUUAAAGAUUGGGUGUCGACGCUUUCUAUGAAAUCAACCACAGUGGAAGCAAAGAACCAAUGUGAAUAUCUUCGAGUCCACUUCAGCUCAGAAGCCGGAUCUGUGUCAUGUCAGGACGACAUGAUGUGAACAUUGUAAUUGUACGAAAUACUCUAUAGAUUUGUCAUUUUCAUGUAGUUUGGUUAUAAUUACGAACACUUUUUUGUGGACUUAUAUGCAAUGAAAUUAUUGAAUAUACUCAAUUUUAUAUCCAGUUGGGAUAAAGAUAUUUAGUUUCAUAGUAAAAAACACUCGUUUAUUCUAAUAUUUCGCCCAAAUGGGCUUUAUCAAAGUUUGCAAAUACGAAUUUUCUACAUAAUUGUAACUGUCAUGUACAUCAAUAAAGUAAAUCAGGGACGAUUUAGAACUGCCGUAGCUAUCUGUGCUUAUAUGGGACUUGGGUUUAAUAUAUCUAGAAAAAAUGUUUGUAUAAAUUAGAAAUAAAUGUUUUUGAUUU